Molecule: messenger RNA, 3207 nt
Organism: Peromyscus eremicus (cactus mouse)
Lineage: Eukaryota; Metazoa; Chordata; Mammalia; Rodentia; Cricetidae
Product: rho GTPase-activating protein 20-like
Exons: 17
Biological process (GO): signal transduction; regulation of Rho protein signal transduction
Molecular function (GO): GTPase activator activity
Source: RefSeq, a predicted model, not a curated record
ACUACAGAGAGCUCAGACUUCAGUAGUUGGUCUACCAACUGCUGUGGCCAUCUUUGGUGUUUAGUGCCAAGAAGGGAAAAGAUAAUUUCACAUUCAUUGAAAGGUUCUCCAUUCCAGGCUCCACCGUAAAGGUAUCAAUUAACAACCACUGAAUACCUGUUCUGCUAGUUGGAGACCUGGACCAGGAGAAGCCUUUUUUUCCUACAUGGAAACCCUUGAGGAGAAAGCCAUGGGAGGGAUACAUCGAACCUUGCUGUGCCAAGGCCCCGUGGAACUCAGAAGAGGCUGGAGAAGGAAGAAACAACAUCUCUCCUUGUUCAGUGAUGUUUUGAUUGUAUCUAAUAAUCUGCGUAAGAGAAACUUUAAGAUAAAAUAUGUCAUCCCACUGAGUUAUCUGAUGGGUGACUAUGUGGACAUAGUCCGGACAGACAACAGCUCUGCUUGCAAGUCAAUUCUCCUGUCCUGGCCUGUGGGAAAUUUUGUGGCUACCUUUCGUUCCAUGGAACAGAAAGAUUGGUGGUAUUUUUAUCUCCAAAGGUCCAUUAAUGAAGCCACAAAGAGCUACAGGAAGCAUGUUAAACUCCCGAUAUUCACCGAGGACAUCCCAAGCUGUGCCAGUCCUUUAUAUGUAAAAACAACAGACUUGGAAACGGUGAAUGAUGUUAUCAAGAAGUUACUACCUAUGAUAGGAAAGCCUAGUGCUCAAGAUUACCAACUGUGGUUCUGUCGUAGCCUCCAAGAAGCCCCAAGCCUACUCCAAGAGCAUGAGCAUCCCUACGACAUCAUAAUGAGAAACAUUCAAAGUACCGUCAGUCGACGACGGAAGUCAAGAAAGUGCACAGCUUUUCCUGCCCUGCCUGGGCUGUAUGUGGAACAACCAGAUCUACAGGGGCGAUUCAUCCUAAAGCCCAGAGACCCAGCAAGAAGCCAGAAGCAGAGCAGUGAGUCCCUGACCUUCCUUCAAGUGGCCUUUCUCAAUUCCAGUUUCUGUUCUGCGUAUAAUAUCAAUGCAUUGCAACAGGUACAUUAUAAACUGGGAAUCUGCAAUAAAGGUUACAUAAAUGAAACUACUCCGUGUAAUGAUCUCAUCUCCUCUUUAGAUAUAGAGGAGCCAACAGUUAAGAGAAGACAGCCUUUCAUAUCCUGGUUGUUCCACAAGGACUCUGUGCCCCAUGAGGACCAAGUGUGCACAGCCCCGCCAGUUGUGAAGACAGGAAAAAUCUUUGGAAAAGAUCUGACUGCCAUUUGUGAGGAUGGCAAUCUACCCACAGCAAUUCUGGUAGGUCUCAUAUGGUUCUUCUUUGGCUGUCCUGAGGACAAAAUUCUGCUUCUUCUAAAUACCUCCCCGCUUCAGUUCUAUCAUCAAGUGGAGAAGCAAGUGUGCAUCAAAUCGUUGCCUGGUUCUCAAGAAGGAAACCCUGCUCUGUGCUGCCAGUGGAGUGACAGGUGUUUCUCUUUCUUCUCUCAGGACAUACUAUCCUUUAUUAGUGUAAGGGGGCCAAUCACUGAAGGUAUCUUCAGCACACCUGGCAAAAUAAGAGCAUUCCUAUCCCUAAAAGAAAGGCUGGAUUCCGGGACAGAAGUGAACUUGAACAACGAAAGUGUCCCUGUUGUGGCAUCUAUCUUAAAGGAGUUUCUAAGAAAUAUACCAGGAAGUGUGCUGACAUCUAGACUGUAUGAUGAAUGGCUUGGUGUCCUCGACACAGUGUAUGAAGAGAAGAAAGUAGCUGCAGUGCAGAGUCUUUUAGAGCAACUACCCCAACCGAAUAUCAUUCUUUUGAAACCACUUUUCGGAAUAUUAUAUAAAAUUGAGAGAAACUCUGAAUUCAAUCACAUGACAUCUUCUAAUUUAGCCAUUUGCAUAGCCCUGUGUAUUCUAUGCCUGCCUAGCUCUGGCAACUCAAGAUUGGCAGAUAUCACCAAAAAGGUUUCUCUUAUCAAAUUCCUUAUUGAGAACUAUCCAAAAAUAUUUGGAGAAGAGCUCAUUUAUGAGAGCUAAUUAUAGAGCUCAUUGCUUUGCUCUGGUGGGGAGAAGGCUUACAAUUCCCUGAACACUCCAACCGACAGUGUUGAGACAGAGGAGAAGGAACAAGAAGACUACCCCUGUCCCAGUGAGAGGACAAGCCCCACAGGCAAUGAUGUAGUGCCCAGAAGUCCAACUGCUUCUCUCCUCAGUGAGGGAAUUAUAGAUUCUGAGGAACAUGUCAAAAUGUCUUUAAUAAAUUUGAUGAUUACAUGGGGCUCUGAUACCAGCCAAGACAACAUGUGCUUAAUUCCUCCAGCGCCAAAUGAGGAACCCCCCACUGGAAAUUCUGAUAACUCACCAGCACCAAACAAGGAACUCCUUGUUGUAAAUUCUGACACCCCAUCACCACCAAGUGAGGAACAACUAGUUGUAAAUUCUGACACCCCAUCACCACCCAUCAAGAGACACCUCUUCGGGAUGUCUCUCCUGAGUGUGUGUGAGGAUGGCCAUCUGCCUACUCCAGUACUGGACAUGCUCUCUAUUAUUGAGAAAAAGGGACUACAUACGGAGAAGAUCUUCAGAACAAUAGCCAACAAAUCCUUCCAAACCCUUAAAGAAAAGCUUGAUGAUGGGGAGGAAGUCAACUUGACUGAGGAAUCUGUCCUGGUUGUUGCAUCUGUCUUAAAGUCUUUUAUCACAGAUGCCAAAACCUAAUUUCAUCCUCUUGAGACACCUUAUGAGUGUAUUAUACAAGAUUAAAAGUCAUUUUUCCAUUAAUCACAUGGACGCUUAUGGAUUGUCAGUUCCCAUAGCCCCUUAUCUUCUAUGGAGGCCUAUUUCUUGCAGCUUGGGAUUUGGAGAUGAUCUCUCAAAAAAAGUAAGUUUUAUGUUGCCUGCAUAUAAGUUUGGGCCCUUGGAAGCAAUACAGCAUUGGAUCUCAUGGAACUGGAGUUCCAGAUGGUUGUGAUCCAAAACACGGGUGCUGGGAGCAAGAUCAGGGUCCUCUGAGACAGCUGUCAGUAGUCACAACUUCUGAGCCAGUGCUCCACACAACAGUUCAUGUUAACUUGUGUUGUUGAUGUUUCAGAUUUAUUAUUGAUAUGCUUUCUUUAUUUAGAUAGCCUGAGCGUAACACUUUAUGUGUGGGGGAAAAUUCCUGAGAGAAUAUACUCAUCUGCUAGGAAAAAAGCAGAAUGAGAGACAGCCAGAGAGGAAGAUGGGGUCCUAUAUUCCCUCUAAUG